This is a messenger RNA of Camellia sinensis, 1120 nucleotides long. RefSeq lists its product as uncharacterized. Gene Ontology annotation, biological process: regulation of DNA-templated transcription. The record is from RefSeq and is a predicted model, not a curated record. Gene Ontology annotation, molecular function: DNA binding; DNA-binding transcription factor activity. NCBI's taxonomy places the organism in Eukaryota, Viridiplantae, Streptophyta, Magnoliopsida, Ericales, Theaceae.
ACCCUGAACCCUGGUAUGUCGUCAAAGAGCAAAAAAAAGCAAACACAGACACAGCAACAAGAAACAAUAACAGGAGGAGGAGAAGGAGGAGGGAACAGGUUCCUAGGUGUGAGACGGAGGCCUUGGGGAAGAUAUGCAGCAGAGAUAAGAGACCCCACCACCAAAGAAAGGCAUUGGCUGGGGACAUUCGACACUGCAGAGGAGGCCGCCCUUGCCUACGACAGAGCCGCCCGAUCCAAGCGGGGCUCUCGCUCUCGAACCAACUUUGUCUACUCUAACAUGCCCCCUGGCUCUUCUGUAACCUCCAUCAUCUCCCCAGACGAACCCAUCAUCCCUAUCCUCAACCCUCCUCUUUACCCUUUAGCAGUAGCAGACUUCUCUUCUUUCCAUGUCCCACCACCACCUCCUCCUCCUCGUCCCCAACAACAAGACCCUUCUUCAAUCCAGCUCCUCUUCUUUCCCCAGAAUUCUACUCCCGAAAUCCAAUGCCAUUUCUCCGGUGGAAUGUCUGCUGGUGGUGGGGACGCAUGGGCUUCUUCCCGAUCGGGUGUUGUUUAUCAUCAUCAUCAGCAGCAACAACAUCAAAACCAGCAACCGAUCCUUGGCUAUGGUAGUGGUAGUGGCAGUGGUGGUGGCGGCCUGUCCCACCAAUUCCAUGAUGGGCCUUCGAAGGAGCUUCCUCCUUUGCCUCCUCAAAUUUCGGUUUCGCACAUGGCGGAUUCGGGUUAUGGGGUCUGGAGUGACCCACCACCACCGACCACCCUUCUUGGUUUCCCGGAGCAGACUACAAUCACAUACCCAGAGGAAAUCGGGUCAUACCUGGGUUUCGAUUCGAACCAGUACGUACACAGCCCGCUUUUCGGUCAGAUGCCACCUGCUUCUGAUACAGAUGCUUUUGAACAUUUGGACUUGGGCGGUUCCACAUAUUUCCUAUUGAUUCAAUUACAUACUCAUAUAGCAUUUUCUAUGUAAGUAAUUGAAAAAUUCACAAAUUGAGCUGGUCAAGUACAAUCUGAUAGGUUUAGUUUGAUUUUUUUAAUUUGUGGUUUGGAAUUAGCUUGAAAAAUUAACAAUUUGUGCCAUUUUGAGAACAUGGUAAAAAGCCACGUUUUUUGCUGCC